GUAUAAGAGAUCUUCUCGCCCGGAAGCGAUUCCCAAAUUUAAGCUUGACCAAAACCACGUUAGAUGGGACCAGAGCCUGAGAGAGAAAACCGUCUUUAGUAUAUUUGUUAAUUCAAUAAAUCAUUUGUACUGUUAUUAUUGACGGAGCUCCGUUUGUUGUUGACGCAAUUUAGAGUUAAUCUUAACGCUGUCAAUGGAAAGAGCUAUAAGAGGUUCAUUUAGUCUUCGCGAUGCUUAGAAGAAAUCAGAGCGGACAUUAUUGCAUCGAAAUAACUUCAGGUUGCAGAAGUGAGACGCGCUGCGUGUGGUCUCCAUUGCAUUCCUUUCGUUCUGUGGAAUCUAAAGGUAUGUUUUUUCCAUCAUGCUAUGAGAUUUGAUGUCUGUUCGGUUUCCAUGCCAUGAAAAUUUGAGGGGAUUGCACGAGAGGCUUCUGUGAAUCUAUGUACAUAUUGUACAUGGUGUUGUAUGCUAAGCACUGUUAAUAAAAAAUUGGGGGUUUUUUGUUGGGUUGUAUCAGAAGGCAGGGGACCUAAACUCAAACAUUCUAUCUGGGUUAUCUAUUUUGAACGGAAUUAUUGCUUGGAAGCCAUCAGGUUGUUGAUUGAAUGACCUGUGGGCUAUAUCCAUUACAUCUGGGUUUUCUUUUCUGGGAUUAAUGGACCUGUAGUGUUGGAAGUGUUCAUUUGGGUUGAAGUGGUCAUUCGGGAGCCUUAGUUUGUGAUAUAUUAUGCUGGGUAUUUAAUUUUCAAGGAAUUAUUGCCUGGGUAUGAUCAGAAUGUUGAUUGAAUAUUCUUUGGCCAAUACCCAUUUGGUUUCCUGAGAUUAAUGGACCUGUAGGGUUUGGAGUUGCUGGGUCCUUCACCUCGAAGGAUCGUUGCCCCUGCUUUAUACAGGGUUAGGGGUACAUAAAUUGAACUCUUUAGGUCUUUGUUUUUCUGGAAAGAAUGGCCACCUCUGGGGUUGUCCUGAGCCCUGUGAAGGAGGAGUUUCUUUAUUCUCCGAGAAGCCCUCAAUGCAGACAUGGGUUUCUGUCGGAGGCUAUAGUUAUUUACUUGUCAGUUAAUGAUUCUGGAAUACCCUUCAGAGUUUUCCCCACAGAAACUAUAGCUUCACUGAAGAUGAGAAUACAGACAUUGAAUGGUUUGUAUAACAAACGCCAGAGACUUGUGUAUGAGGGGAGGGAGUUAGCCAGAAAUGACAGCCUGAUCAGGGAUUAUGGUGUCACCAAUGGGAAAAUUCUGCAUCUGGUCAUAAGGCGUUCUGAGCUUCAGGCUGUCACCGUGAAAACUUUGGAUGGAAAGGAGUAUGCAUUUCGACUUCAGAGAAGUUCUAGCAUUAAGGAACUGAAGAAGAGGAUUGUACAGAAAGAAGGAAGAAGCAUCAGUUGGGAUGAAGAGCAACUGGUUUUCGAAGGGAAGCAGCUUGAGGACCAGAGGUUGGUAGAUGAUUUGCCUGGGGAGGAGAAUAACAAUGUUGUUGUUCAUUUGUUUGCGAGAAAGGAUGCCAAGGUCAGGACAAAGUCAAAUGGGACAUUUUUAGAGUUGUCAUUAGAUGUCUCUGUACCUGAACCAGAUCUGAAACAGUAUGAUGACAUUCAAUUUGAUCAAGUAACAGAGAAGAUGUCCUCAAUGCAGCUAGCGCAGAGGCCGUUUCCACAGAAGCUAUUGCCUGAGAAACGAAGUAAUUAUCAUGAUAAGCUAAUAGAAUAUCAGACUCUUGUAAGAGGGCUUCCAAGAUGUCAAUAUCUCUUAGAGCCUGUAACGGCCAGCUCCAGGCAUAAACUUUCACCUGCUUUCCAACAUAUGAUCAAAGUCAUGAGAGAAGGCUUGGAGCGUGGACAGAGUCCAAAUAUGUCUAAAGAGGGGUCUGGUGGUGCAUACUUUAUGCAAGAUCCGACAGGAACCAAAUUCAUUGGUGUAUUCAAGCCAAUUGACGAGGAACCCAUGGCUGUAAAUAAUCCCAGAGGCUUACCGAUAUCCUUGAAUGGAGAGGGUUUGAAGUCAGGUACUAGAGUAGGUGAGGGUGCUUACAGGGAGAUUGCAGCCUAUAUACUUGACCAUCCUGCCAGUGGCCCUCGAUCAAUGGGUGGUGAUGAAACAGGCUUUGCAGGAGUUCCUCCCACAAUGAUGAUCCGGUGCUCUCAUAGUGCAUUUCAUCUAGCUGCGGGUUUUGAUAGGUCGCGUCAAGAAUCAAAGAUGGGUUCUCUACAAAAGUUUGUGGAUAGCUAUAGUAACUGUGAAGAUAUGGGUCCAGCUGCAUUUCCUGUAGAUGAGGUGCACAAGAUUACUGUGUUGGAUAUGCGUUUGGCAAACACAGAUAGGCAUGGUGGGAACAUCUUGGUUUGCAAAGGAGAGCAAUCAUCAAUCCGGCUUGUUCCUAUUGAUCAUGGUUAUUGUCUUCCAGAUAAAUUUGAAGAUUGCACUUUUGAAUGGAUGUACUGGCCUCAGGCUCAACAACCUUAUAAACCUGAGACUCUGAAAUACAUAGAGUCCUUGGAUGCAGACAAAGAUAUUGAACUGCUAAGGUGUCAUGGCUGGAAUUUAUCUCUUGAGUGUUCCCGUGUGCUUCGUGUUUCUACCAUGUUAUUGAAGAAGGGUGCAGCUGCAGGUCUGACCCCCUAUGAGAUUGCGCUCAUCAUGUGUAGGGAGUCUCUCAACAAGCCAUCGGACAUUGAGAAUAUCAUGGAGGAGGCUCAGGAGGCAAUACUUUCACCCUCUAGUGAGGCAACAUUUCUUGAAGAAGUAUCUGAGAUAAUGAAUCGAUAUUUAGCAGAUCGAAGGUCAAUUUAUCAAAAAUAUAGUGCAGCUCAUUAAAGUAGAGGAAAAUUGACUUAACCUGUAAAUGUUUGAAGUGUCAAGUUCAGUGGAUCACAGAUUGAAAUGACAGUAGAAUACCUUCUGCGCUCAGAAGUUAUGAGAUUGCAGCAUAGCCAAUUUUUUACAUUCAUUUUUUUGGCACACCUUGAUUUCUCAAGAUCGGUGCAACUUUUGUUUUAACCAUUCAUAGGAGGCACUGUGCCACUAAACUUGAAGUAGUCUUGUGGAGUCUGGACUACAUGUUUAUGUUGUUACAUAUGUUAUAUACCGAACGAAGCCUUGUAUAAUUGUGAAGCUUUAGGAAUACAUUUUAUGUUAUAUAUAAAUUAAUCUUAUAGUUAGUAAAUCUUUAUAUAAUUGUGAAAUAGUUUCUGAGA
Cryptomeria japonica (Japanese cedar) is the source of this 3193-nucleotide messenger RNA. Its product is annotated as phosphatidylinositol 4-kinase gamma 4. Bases 945 to 2813 code for a protein of 622 amino acids. The record is from RefSeq and is a predicted model, not a curated record. The transcript is spliced from 2 exons. Gene Ontology annotation, molecular function: protein binding. NCBI's taxonomy places the organism in Eukaryota, Viridiplantae, Streptophyta, Pinopsida, Cupressales, Cupressaceae.